Messenger RNA from Chara braunii, 1738 nucleotides. Lineage: Eukaryota; Viridiplantae; Streptophyta; Charophyceae; Charales; Characeae. The record is from the annotation of a GenBank genome assembly.
CGGGAGAUGCAGGGCAAGGCAGACCUCUCGAGUUGUUGUCUCUAAAUCGGCGCUUGUCCUCUCUCCCCUUCAGUGUGUCGGGGAAGGAUUCUCUUGGCAGGUGGUAGGUGCCAGGUGGUGUGCCGAACCUGCAGGGAACGUAAAGAACGCCAUAACUGAGGUUGCCCGAAGACGGCCUAGCUGUUAGAAAGAUGGCGACCGCUGCUGCAGCUUCGCUCCGCCACGUGGCAACUGCUCACUGUAUCGCCUCGACGUCGGCAGCGGCGGCUACCAAUUCGACACGUCUCCAGGCUUCUGCUCGGGGUUCUCCGUUGAGGUUGUGUGCGUCGCAGCGGUCGGGAUCCCGAUCACUCUCUUUUGCCGCGAGGAAGAGCGUGUGGAAAGUCUCUACGCGGAGGACGACAGUCAGAUGCAGUGCGGAUGCAUCUGGAGCUGCUACGGCUGAGGUCGACUCGGCUGUGCUUGGAAAGGUGAUGGAUGUUAUUGCUGAGAAGUCUGGAGUUGAGAGGGACCAGGUUAAGCCAGAAAGUGGCUUUGACGAGCUGGAAAUUGAUUCUCUUGAUCAGGUGGAUAUCAUGAUGAGUUUGGAGGACGAGUACGGAAUUAGCCUGGGAGAGGAGAAUGCUGCCAAGUUGACGUCUGUCAUGGAUGUGGCAAAAUUGAUUGCCGAGGAGCUGAAGAAGCCCAAGGCGUAAUACAGCCCGAGGAGUUGAGAGGCGGACUCGGCUCCUGAAUGGCUCGGGAGACUUCCCGACCGACAUGUAUUUUUGCACAUCUGGAUGUGAUGUGUCUCAGAAGCUCAGAACAGAGCCUUGUAAUUUCUCCCAAUUCCAUCUUUAAAAGUAACUCUUUCAGUUCGGGUCCUGUUCCAUUUGGCAGCUAUUUGUUCCAGAGACAGUGCUGUUGGACCAUUGUUGCAGACAGUCCCGUUCGGGGACACUGUCUCUUGGAGUGCAGUGGUGGGAUAGUCGUAUGUUGCUGUGGGUUUGAGUCUUGGGGCUUGUUCUCAACAUGUCCUCGGGUUUGUUGUCUAGGAGGUAUCUCCUUGGGUGCAGAUCGGAGACCACUUAUGUGGUCAAAUGUUCAAACGACUCAAUUGUACAGAAAACUGGUAGUCGUACCUGUUAACCUGUACUUCCAGGCCUGAUGGCCCCCACAGCAAUAAUAUGAGAAUGGGGAGGGGGAAAGGGGGGAAGGGGAAAUAUGACUUCAGACGAUGUGCCCAUUGCUUGGGGCUUGGUUUCGAAAGUUGAACAGGAAAAAAAAAAGAGCUACGAAUGUACUGUGGGAGAGACUUCACACAGAGAGAGAGAGAGAGAGAGAGAGAGAGAGAGAGAGAGAGAGAGAGAGNAGAGAGAGAGAGAGAGAGAGAGAGAGAGAGAGAGAGAGAGAGAGAGAGAGAGAGAGAGAGAGAGAGCAAGUGGUAGUCUUCUUGCAGGGGCAGCUGUAGUGUAGUCGGGCUGUUCGUUACAUUUGGAAAGUUUACCACCAGCACUAGAGUAUAGUAUCGGUCCGUGAUUGAUGGCUCCAACAUGCAGGGCAUGUUAGCUGCCCGGUAGAACUUUUGUGGAGGGACUUUAGGGGCAUAGACAAAUGCCCUCAAAAGUGUGCAUGAAGCAGGUUUCUGCUUUUAUGUAUCCAUAUCAAUCUCUUUGUAUUGAUGAUGUGAAACUUCAAAAUUUUGGUUGUGACACAUGCCAUUGGUUAAAGAUGGAUGAAUGCGUUUUGCAAAAGCGUG